CGAUGCCCUUUUCCGCCAUGGCGAAUCCCGCUGCCCAUUUGAACGCGGUGAGGGAGACCAUGGAGGUUCUGUUUGAGAUAUCCAGAAUACUAAACACUGGCUUGGAUAUGGAGACGCUCUCUAUUUGCGUCAGGCUGUGCGAGCAAGGAAUAAACCCUGAGGCCCUGUCGGCAGUAAUUAAAGAGCUACGCAAGGCUACAGAAGCUCUAAAGGCAGCUGAAAACAUGACAAGCUGAUCCUGUGGCAGGAGA
Molecule: messenger RNA, 251 nt
Organism: Euleptes europaea (tarantolino)
Lineage: Eukaryota; Metazoa; Chordata; Lepidosauria; Squamata; Sphaerodactylidae
Gene: MZT1
Product: mitotic spindle organizing protein 1
Exons: 3
Coding region: 3-236 (77 amino acids)
Biological process (GO): gamma-tubulin complex localization; microtubule nucleation by interphase microtubule organizing center; mitotic spindle assembly
Cellular component (GO): spindle; gamma-tubulin ring complex; interphase microtubule organizing center
Source: RefSeq, a predicted model, not a curated record